AAGCGUCAUGGGUGGGGCUGCCGCUUGCAGACCCAGGAUUUGAACAUGUCGCGCCUGCAACGGGUAGCCGGGCGGGAUCCGCGAGCGGGUUUCAGAGCUGAGGGGAGAGACUGCACUACUUCUGUGCCCCAGGGGCUGUUAAAGGCGGCGAGGAGGAGCGGACAGUUAAACUUGUCGGGUAGGAACCUCAGUGAAGUGCCUCAGUGUGUUUGGAGAAUAAACAUGGAUAUCCCUGAAGAAGCUAAUCAGAAUCUUUCCUUCAGUUCUKCUGAACGAUGGUGGGAACAGACAGAUUUGACCAAACUAAUCAUAUCAAACAAUAAACUUCAGUCACUGACAGAUGACCUUAGACUCUUACCUGCACUGACUGUUCUUGAUAUACAUGAUAAUCAGCUAACAUCACUUCCUUCUGCUCUAAGAGAACUUGAAAAUCUUCAGAAGCUUAAUGUCAGCCAUAACAAACUGAAAAUGCUCCCUGAAGAAAUUACAAAUCUAAAAAACCUGAAAGGCCUGUACCUCCAGCAUAAUGAACUAACUUACAUACCAGAGGGAUUUGAACAACUUUCCAAUUUAGAAGAUUUAGAUCUUUCAAGCAAUCGUCUUUCAACUGUUCCUGUUAGUUUUUCUUCUCUGUCUAGUCUGAUACGACUCAAUCUUUCCAGUAACCAACUGAAGAGUUUGCCAGCGGAAAUAAGCAAAAUGAAAAGAUUAAAGCAUUUGGAUUGUAAUUCAAAUCUCUUGGAAACUAUACCUCCUGAAUUGGCUGGCAUGGAAUCGCUAGAAUUGCUUUAUUUGCGGAGAAAUAAAUUGCGUUUUCUACCAGAAUUUCCUUCAUGUAGACUAUUGAAGGAAUUGCAUGUAGGUGAAAACCAAAUUGAAAUGUUAGGAGCAGAACAUCUUAAGCAUCUGAAUUCCAUCCUCGUGCUAGACCUGAGGGAUAACAAGUUAAAAUCUGUUCCAGAUGAAAUUACACUACUCCAGUCUUUGGAAAGGCUUGAUUUAAGCAACAAUGACAUUAGUAGUCUGCCCUGUUCAUUGGGAAACCUACAUUUGAAAUUCCUGGCACUAGAAGGAAAUCCUUUGAGAACCAUUCGGAGAGAAAUUAUAAAUAAAGGAACUCAAGAAGUUCUAAAAUAUCUACGGAGUAAGAUCAAAGAUGAUGGGCCUAGUCAAGACUCUGUUACUGAGACUGCCAUGACACUGCCAAGUGAAUCCAGAGUUAAUAUGCAUGCUAUCGUCGCAUUAAAAUUAUUAGACUAUAGUGAUAAGCAAGCACCUUUCAUUCCUGAUGAAGUGUUUGAUGCAGUAAAAAACAAUAUCAUCACUUCUGUUAACUUCAGUAAGAAUCAACUAUGUGAAAUUCCAAAAAGGAUUAUAGAACUGAAGGAAAUGGUUUCUGAUGUCAAUCUCAGUUUUAAUAAGCUUUCCUUUAUAUCCUUGGAGUUAUGUAUGCUUCAGAAAUUGACGUUUUUAGAUCUAAGGAACAAUUUUUUAAGUUCUUUGCCUGAAGAAAUGAAAUUGUUGAUUAGACUACAAACGAUCAAUCUUUCCUUUAAUAGAUUCAAAAUGCUACCUGAAGUUCUCUAUCAUAUCUCAACGCUUGAAACAAUUCUGAUUAGUAACAAUCAGGUUGGAUCUUUGGAUGCUCUGAAAAUGAAGAUGAUGGAAAAUCUUAGCACAUUGGACCUUCAGAAUAAUGACCUCCUACAAAUUCCACCAGAGCUUGGUAAUUGUGUGAACUUAAGAACUUUACUACUAGAUGGAAAUCCAUUCCGUGUUCCUCGAGCCGCUAUAUUAAUGAAAGGAACAGCUGCUAUAUUGGAGUAUUUGAGGGACCGGAUUCCUACUUAAAUGAUCCCAGUCAUCAUGUUAAAUCUUAGAAGAAUAUUAAAUUUUGUUUUAGUAUCAUCCUAAAGGUGAUUGCUAUAACUGAUCUUCCAGUUUCUCAGUUACCACCUAGCCAUUGGUAUAAUUGGCCUGGGCUAUUAUCACUGCCAAUAAAUAUUUUCCAUUGAUAACUAUUCAACAUUUUUUCUAAAGUGUUGUGUACAUUUAUAACGAUAUUAACCACAUACACUUAUGGAGUGUUCAUACAUUUUGUCUGAAUGUUUUCCACAGGAUUUAUCCUACAUUUAUCCCACAUUCAUUCCCUUAAAAUUUGUAAGCACUUUCUUUGAAAGUGAAUUUUUAUGUAAGAUGAUUUAAUAUUUUUAUAAUAACAAAGCAUUUUUGUAGAAUUGGGUUUCUUUUUUCUCAUUUCUUUUUGUAAUCCAUACAAUAUAACCAGUUGACUUGAAUAUGAGUAUUUAAUUUCUACUUUUUUAUUAGAUGUAAAACCAAAAUGAAAUUUAUUUAAUACUUUUUUGUGAGUUAAAAAAAAAAGACUUCAUUACCUGUGAUAGGACUUUUGUGAUAUGGUUGGUCUCAGUAUAAAUUUUAAAUUAACAUUUACUGUCUUAUUUUGGCUUUAAACUAGUUGGGAUGUUUCUUUUCUAAUGAUUGAAUAAGUCUUUUCCUCCUAUUUUAUGAAAUCAUUUUAUCAGAUUUGCUAAUUUCUCAAAAAUAACACUCAAGAUAUGAUUAUUGGACAAAAUAAUGAAAGUGUAUUAUAACUGMUUUCACAAUUUUGACUUUAAAAUUUGGCAUUUUUAAAAAAGUGAUGCCUUAGUAUUGUUUUCAUAUGAUAAUCUAGCUUUUAGAUUUAGGAGAAUUAAAGAUUGGAUCUGUAUAUUUUCCCCCUGGGGAGUGUAAGCAUUUAAUCACCUUUUGUCCAUUAAGGGGGUAAAAAAAUGAAGACCUUAUUAAUUCUAUUGGUAGCAGCAACAGAAAACAACAUAUACCAUAUAGAAAUCUUAAAGCUAAUGUGAUAUAGUAGCACAUGCCUGUAAUCUCAGCUAUGCAGGAGUCUGAGACAAGAGGAUCACCAGUUCAA
Messenger RNA from Urocitellus parryii (Arctic ground squirrel), 2932 nucleotides. It is a transcript of the gene Lrrc40, whose product is annotated as leucine rich repeat containing 40. The record is from RefSeq and is a predicted model, not a curated record. Gene Ontology annotation, cellular component: cytoplasm. Lineage: Eukaryota; Metazoa; Chordata; Mammalia; Rodentia; Sciuridae. Gene Ontology annotation, molecular function: protein binding.